This is a messenger RNA of Dimorphilus gyrociliatus, 2207 nucleotides long. Lineage: Eukaryota; Metazoa; Annelida; Polychaeta; Dinophilidae. The record is from the annotation of a GenBank genome assembly.
CAAAUUCCAAAGCAGACGGAUUUAGCGACUGUUUUGAACAACUCUUAGGAGUUUUUAUGAUUUUAUAAAUAAACUAAAGGAAACAAACAGAAUCGAAGAUGAAUGACGAAAUUGUUAAAAAGACUAAAGACACUUUAGGAAAAGUUAUUAAAAAUCACCCUCCUCUAACUGACAAAUUACUCAAUAAGCCACCUUUUCGUUAUUUGCAUGAUAUAAUGACAUCGGUAAUUAAAAGCACUGGGUUCAUGAAAGGAUUAUUCGAUGAGUCCGAAAUGCAGUCUGAAAAUGUUAAGGACAGAGAUGCUAAAGUAGCCUUUUUACAGAAAGUUAUUGAUAUUGUUGCUUUGGUUACCGGUGAAAAACCGAGUGCUAGACCGUCUAAAAUUGUUGCUGGCCAAGAACCUGAAAAGACAAAUGAAUUCCUACAGUUAUUAGCGGCAGCUGUCAAUAAAAAACCCGAUAAUGAGUCAGUGGUUCGAAAAGUAUUAAGAGGCUCAGGGAGAAAGAAGGACAGAGAAGGAUCUGCAGCUAGGUCCAAAGAUGAUAAAAACAAGGAAAAGAAGGAUGAUGAUAAGAGACGAAAGGAUAAGAAAGAUAGAGAUAGGGAUAGGGAUAGAGAAGAUAAGGACGAGAAAGAAAAGGAUGAGAAAGAGAGCAGAAGAAAGCAUAAAGAUAAGCGUAGUAGAGAUCAGUCUAGAGAAAAAGAAGAUAAAGACGAAAAGAGGGAGAGGAGAAAAGAGAGAGAAAGAGAAAAGGAAAAGGAGAGAGAAAGAGAAAAGGAAAAGGAGAGAGAAAGAGAAAAGGAAAAGGAGAGAGAAAAAGAAAACAAUUCAACACCAGAAAACGAAGAGAAACACGAAUCUAUGCAGAAUGGAGACUCCUCUGAAACGGAAAAACGAGAAGGUCAUAGACCCCCUAGACCCACUUCUGCAAAGGGUCGGCGAAGGCCUAGACAUGGUAGGAAGAAUGAAGAUGACGAUUCGGGUGUUGAUGAGCCAUUAAGGAGGAGAGGAGUGGACGAAGAGGGAAACGAACUCAAAGAAGCUGUUAUUCCACCUCAAGUUGCUGCGUCGCGAGCCGCUAGACCGGGAAGUGCCAGACCUGCUGCCCCGCGGCCGAAACAAAAGGAUAAUGCACCUCCUGCAGAAGAUAAUCAACAUUUGAUGGCUGGAAAAGUUCCCAAUGUGAUUGUUGAUAAAGCUGACGAUUCAGAUGAUGAUUUUGUCGCCAAGGAAGAAGAGGAUCAACCAAUGCCGAUGAAUGAUGCUCCAAUGAGGAAAGCCGAUAUAGAUGAAGACGAUGAUGAGGAUCACGGAGGUUUAGUUAAGAAAAUUUUAGAAACAAAAAAAGAACAAGAAGAAGCCAUGGCUAAAAGGAGUGGAAAGGUUACCAUUGAAAGAACGACUCAAUCGGAUGCCACUAAGAGAAAACAGAGGGAAUUAGUUCAGAAAGAGAUGGACGCUCUCAGGAAUUCUAUUCAAACUCUAACUAGGUCGGCAAAUCCUCUUGGCAAAAUGAUGGACUACGUUCAAGAAGAUUUAGAUUCUAUGCAAAAAGAAAUGAUCACUUGGAAAGACGAGAACGAAGUUAACAUUAGGGAAUUGAAAAUGGAACAAACUAGGACGAAUGACGUUCUCGAGCCAUUAAAAGCGAAAUUGGUGAAUGUCGAUCAACAAAUUUCGGAUCAACUUGAUUUAAUUGCAGCAACUAAAUCUUCGAUCUUAAGAAAUGAAGAUAGGAUUCAUAAGAUGUUGUCGAGUAUAACCAAGUCUUGAAAUAAACAAAAGACAAAAAAUAAAUAUAAUUUUUUUUUCUGUUUUCGUUUUGUAAAUAUAAUGAAUUGUAAACGACUUAAUUUUCACAAUAUACUGUUUCUUUCUCCUUUUCUUUGCAUCCCUAAAUAGAAUACAAUUUUCGGUCUAAAUUGUUUCUUUCUCUUUCUCUCUCUCUUUCUCUAAACAGCAUCUUUCUGUUACAAUUAUCCUUCUAAAUAUUCUACCUCGUAAUCUAUGAAGAAAUGUACUCUAUUUAACUAUUUUCAAAAUGUCUUAACAUGCAAUAUAUACACAAUCACAAAACAGUAUAUUUCUAGAUAAAUACAAUCUGAUUUUGGUCGAUAUUUAUAAAUUUGCGGGAGAAAAUGUAAUAUUAUAGUCAUAUUUCUUCUACUAACAGAAUAAAAUCGGUAGAUAUAUUUGAAAAAGAAA